Ochotona princeps (American pika) is the source of this 8895-nucleotide messenger RNA. RefSeq names its product jumonji domain containing 1C (gene JMJD1C). The coding region runs from base 447 to 8054 and encodes 2535 amino acids. Gene Ontology annotation, biological process: regulation of transcription by RNA polymerase II. Gene Ontology annotation, cellular component: chromatin; histone deacetylase complex. The transcript is spliced from 26 exons. The record is from RefSeq and is a predicted model, not a curated record. Lineage: Eukaryota; Metazoa; Chordata; Mammalia; Lagomorpha; Ochotonidae. Gene Ontology annotation, molecular function: chromatin DNA binding; histone H3K9 demethylase activity; transcription coregulator activity.
CGGGCACUACUUUCCGUCUGCGGUGGUUCCGCCGACCCCCGCGGCUCCCCGCCCCCCCGCCGGCGGAAGGAGACGCGCGGCGCGCUCGCGGAGCCUAGCCCGGGAGGCGGAGUAGUACUGGCCGCGGCUCUCGAGCGGCAGCGGCGCCCGGCGGCUUGGGGGCCUCCGACGGCCGAGUCGGGUUUCUGUCAGUUUUUUGUAUGUUUGGGUGUGUUUGUGGCUGCAGCCCCACGCUGUGAGUCUGAGGACCUUGUGGUUGUUGGGGCCGCCAAGCGUCCGAGGUCGCUGUGUCCUCCAGGGCAGAGCGUCCGGUGUGCCCCGAGUCGGCGUUCUCCCGCUCGCGGGACCGCCGCGGUCUCCCGGUCAGCUCUCAGCAUGGGCGGCCGGUAAGAGCCGGGGUUAGCAGUUCUCUGGAGAACACGGCCAUCGCUGUGGCAGCUCCGGCCAUGGCGGUGGAGACGCGGCCGGAGCUGGUGGGGAAGCGGUUCCUGUGUGUGGCGGCCGGCGACGAGGCGCGUCCGGAGCGCGGGGAGAGCGGACGCUGUUGGCGGAGCUGGCGAGCGGGGGUCAUCCGAGCCGUGUCACACAGGGACAGUCGCGAUCCGGACCUGGCGGUAUAUGUGGAAUUUGAUGAUCUUGAAUGGGAUAAACGAGAGUGGGUUAAAGUUUAUGAAGAUUUUUCAACUUUCUUGGUGGAAUACCACUUAAUCUGGGCCAAAAGGAAUGACCCUAGUCAGACUCAGGGAUCAAAGAGCAAGCAGAUUCAGUGGCCUGCAUUGACUUUCAAACCCUUGGUUGAAAAGAGUAUACCCAGCUCAAUCACUGCAGUAGAAUUCCUUGUAGAUAAACAACUGGAUUUUUUAACUAAAGAUAGUGCCUUUCAGCCUUAUCAGGACGACAUAGACAGCCUAAAUCCAGUUCUCAGGGACAACCCGCAGCUUCACGAGGAAGUGAAAGUCUGGGUAAAGGAACAAAAGGUUCAGGAGAUUUUUAUGCAAGGUCCUUAUUCCUUAAAUGGAUAUAGAGUGAGAGUAUAUAGACAAGACUCUGCCACCCAGUGGUUUACUGGCAUAAUUACUCAUCAUGAUCUCUUCACCCGCACCAUGAUCGUUAUGAAUGAUCAGGUACUAGAACCACAGAAUGUCGAUCCUUCUAUGGUUCAAAUGACCUUUCUAGAUGAUGUUGUUCACUCUUUAUUAAAAGGUGAAAAUAUUGGUAUUACAUCACGACGUAGAUCUCGUGCCAAUCAAAAUAUCAACAGUGUUCACGGUCAUUAUACGCGUGCCCAAGCAAAUAGUCCCAGACCAGCAAUGAACCCCCAAACUGCUGUACCAAAACAGAAUACACACCAGCAACAGCAACAAAGGAAUAUCCGUCCAAAUAAGAGAAAGGGCUCGGAUAGCAGUAUACCAGAUGAAGAGAAGAUGAAGGAGGAAAAAUACGAUUGUAUAUCACGAGGAGAAAAUCCUAAAAGUAAAAGCAAACACUUGAUAAAUAAAAGAAGGAAACCUGAGGAUGAUGAAAAGAAACUAAAUAUGAAAAGACUGAGAGCUGACAAUGUUUCAGACUUUUCUGAAAGCAGUGAUUCAGAAAAUUCAAAUAAGAAGGUAAUAGAUAAUUCCUGCAAGCAGAAGCCAGAGGAUGAAUUGAAAAAUAAAAACACUUCUAAGAUAAAUGGGGAAGAAGGAAAAUCCCAAAAUAAUGAGAAGGCAGAAGAAACAUUGACAGAUAACCAAACUAACUGGGAUCAAAUAAAGGAUGAUAAGAAACAGGAAGAAGCAGAAAAACGAAAAUGUGUUGACACACAGCUACAAGAAGAAAUGAAUAUCCAUUCAUCCGAGCAGGCCAUCCAUUCUGAUCACAAAUCUCAUGAUGUACUUCUUCAGGAAUGCAGUGUAGAAAACACAGUCGAAUUACUACCAAAGGAAAAGUUUAUAUCCAGACCACCAACACCAAAAUUUGUUAUUGACAUUACAAAUGACACUAACUCAGAGAAGAUGGUUCAGGAAAGCUCAAGUACCUUUGGUCUUCAGCUUCCAAAAGUGGAUCCUAAUGUUAGCGAUUCAAAACAUUCAAUUACCAAUACAAAAUACUUGGAAACAGCAAAGCAAGAUUCUGACCAGAGCUGGGUCAGUGAUGUAGUUAAAGUAGAUUUAACCCAAUCAAAUGUUAAAAAUGCCUCUUCUGGAAAUGAUCAUCUAAACAUGGAAAAAGAGAAAAAUCAGUUUGUUCCCUACAUUUCUUCAAGUACAGUGUCUGUCUCAGAAGAUAAGCUACAUAAACGCAGCCCACCCCCAGAGACCAUAAAAUCUAAACUUAAUGUUUCAGUAGAUGUUCACAAGGCAAAAUCUAAUCCUUCACCUGAAGUUAAACCCAAAAUUACUCAUUCUCCUGAUUCUUUAAAAUCUAAGGGUACCCAAGUGAAUAGCCAGGCCACUGGUGAAAGAAGACUAGCUAAUAAGAUGGAGCAUGACUUAUCAAGGUGUAGUUUUCAUCCAGUUCCUACUCGAGGCAGUACAAUGGAAACCACUAAGAGCCCCCUGAUCAUUGAUAAAAAUGAGCAUUUCACAGUUUACAGAGAUCCUGCUCUUAUUGGACCAGAAACAGGAGCUAAUCACAUUUCACCUUUCUUAGGCCAGCAUCCUUUCCCUCUUCAUUCCUCAUCACAUAGAACUUGUUUAAAUCCAGGUACCCAUCACCCUGCCUUAACUCCUGCACCUCACCUAUUAGCUGGAUCAUCUAGUCAAACUCCAUUACCUACCAUUAACAGUCAUCCUCUGACUAGUGGUCCACACCAUUCUGUUCAUCACCCUCAUCUACUUCCUGCGAUGUUACCUGGAGUGCCUGCUGCCUCCUUACUCGGUGGCCACCCGCGACUGGACAGUGCUCAUGCCAGCAGCUUGAGCCAUUUAGCACUAGCACACCAGCAACAGCAACAGUUAUUACAGCACCAGUCCCCUCAUCUGCUUGGACAAGCCCAUCCUUCUGCUUCAUAUAAUCAGCUUGGACUUUACCCAAUUAUUUGGCAGUAUCCAAAUGGUACACAUGCUUACUCAGGACUUGGUUUGCCUUCUUCAAAAUGGGUUCACCCAGAAAAUGCAGUUAAUGCUGAAGCUUCUUUGAGGAGGAAUUCACCCAGUCCUUGGUUACACCAACCCACCCCUGUAACCUCAGCAGAUGGUAUUGGAUUACUUAGUCACAUUCCUGUGAGACCUUCCAGUGCAGAGCCUCAUCGGCCUCUUAAACUCACAGCACAUUCCAGUCCACCAUUGACAAAAACUUUAGUAGAUCAUCAUAAAGAAGAACUGGAGAGAAAGGCUUUCAUGGAACCAUUACGGUCCAUUGCAUCCACUUCAGCAAAAAAUGACUUGGAUCUAAAUAGGUCACAGACUGGAAAAGAUUGUCAUUUGCAUAGGCAUUUUGUGGAUCCAGUGUUAAAUCAAUUACAAAGGCCACCCCAGGAAACUGGAGAGAGAUUAAACAAAUACAAAGAAGAACACCGUCGAAUUCUUCAAGAAAGUAUUGAUGUUGCUCCCUUUACAAGCAAAAUCAAGGGACUCGAGAGUGACCGAGAUUUUUCCAGAGUAGGGUCAUCAUCAUCUUCUAGUCCUAAAAGCCAUGUCAUCAAGCAAGAUAAAGAUGUGGAGCGCUCAGUAUCAGAUCUGUACAAAAUGAAGCACUCAGUGCCCCAAAGUUUGCCCCAAAGUAAUUAUUUCACUACAUUGUCUAAUAGUGUGGUAAAUGAACCACCAAGAUCAUACCCAUCCAAAGAAGUUUCCAAUAUUUAUGCUGAUAAACAGAGUAAUAUUCAUGCGGCUGCAUCUAAUCCUCAGACUCUGACUUCAUUCAUGUCAUCUCUUUCAAAGCCUCCACCUUUGAUUAAACACCAACCAGAAAAUGAAAAUAUAGUAGGUAAGCUACCUGACCAUCUUCCCCAGCAAAUUGCAUCUCACUCAGUAACAACAUUCAGGAAUGAUUGCCGAAGUCCUACCCAUUUGACAGUUUCUUCUACAAAUACACUCCGCAGUAUGCCUGCCUUACAUAGAGCACCAGUAUUUCACCCACCAAUCCAUCACAGUUUAGAAAGAAAAGAAACAAGUUAUAGUAGCCUUUCCCCUCCAACUUUAACCCCAGUGAUGCCAGUAAAUGCUGGUGUGAAAGUUCAAGAAUCACAAAAGCCUCCAACCUUAAUUCCUGAGCCAAAAGACUGUCAGGCUAAUUUUAAGAGUUCUUCUGAACAGAGUUCGACAGAAAUGUGGAGAUCUAAUAAUAACCUAAGCAAAGAGAAAGCUGACUGGCAUGUGGAAAAAAGCAGUGGAAAGUCACAUGCUGCUAUUGCAUCUGUCAUUGUGCGUCCACCAUCUAGUAUAAAAAUGGAUAGCGUGCCAGCAGUGCAGUUAGCUUCUAAAGACAGAGUUAGUGAAAAAUCCUCAACUGGAGCAAAUAAAACAGAUUGCUUCAAAUCAGCAGAAGCUGGACAGACUGGAAGAAUCAUUCUGCCAAGUGUGAAUUCAGACAGUGCUCAAAUAAAAUCUGAAAAAAACCUUCAAGUCUCCCAGAGCAGUGUUCCCAGUUCAGUCACGUCUGCUGUAAAUACACUGUGUAACACCAAAACGGAGAUGUUCACAUCUUCAGCCACUACCACAAGUAUUUCCAGCUGGGGGGCUGGUUCAGAAGUCAUUUACUCUUUAUCAAAUACCAUUUUGGUUCCUACAUCACUAGAAUGUAACUCUUCAAAAAGUGUUAGUCAACCUGUGGCACCAUCACAAGAGUACAAGGUCAACACUACAGCUCCUGUUCCACUGAUUAACAGUAAGACAGGAAGUGCUGUUCAGUCAAGUUCUGGAUUCUCAGGCACAACUGAUUUUAUCCACUUAAAAAAGCACAAGGCAGCAUUGGCUGCAGCUCAGUAUAAAAGUAGUAAUGUCAGUGAGACUGAACCUAAUGUGAAAAAUCAGACAUCUUCACACUCUGUUUCCCUGGAUAGUACUGUAAUCUGUAGUACAGUUAACAAAGCAAGCUCUGCAGGAAAUGGGCAAGCAUCCCAGACAAGUCAACCAAACUACCAUACUAAGCUGAAAAAGGCUUGGCUCACUAGACAUUCAGAAGAAGAUAAAAAUACUAAUAAAAUGGAAAGUUCAGGGAAUUCUGUAUCAGAAAUUAUUAAGCCAUGUUCAGUCAACUUAAUAGCCUCUACAUCUAAUGAUAUACAAAAUAGCAUAGAUAGUAAAGUUAUAGUUGAUAAGUAUGUGAAAGAUGACAAAGUUAAUAGGAGAAAAGCCAAAAGAACUUAUGAAUCUGGCUCUGAGAGUGGAGACUCAGAUGAAAGUGAAAGCAAAUCUGAGCAAAGGACUAAGCGGCAACCUAAGCCAACUUACAAAAAGAAGCAGAACGAUUUACAGAAGAGAAAGGGUGAAAUGGAGGAGGACUUGAAACCCAAUGGAGUUCUCAGCAGGAGUGCCAAAGAAAAAAGCAAACUGAAGUUACAGAACAACAGUAACAGUGCUGGCAUCCCUCGUUCGGUUUUAAAAGAUUGGCGAAAAGUCAAGAAGUUGAAGCAAACUGGAGAAUCCUUUUUACAGGAUGACUCCUGCUGUGAGAUAGGACCUAAUUUACAAAAGUGCCGAGAAUGUAGGCUUAUACGUAGUAAAAAAGGAGAAGAACCAGCUCACUCACCAGUAUUUUGUAGAUUUUAUUACUUUAGACGAUUGUCAUUUAGUAAAAAUGGAGUGGUUAGAAUAGAUGGUUUUUCUUCUCCUGACCAAUAUGAUGAUGAAGCUAUGAGUUUAUGGACACAUGAAAAUUAUGAAGACGAUGAAUUAGACUUGGAAACUUCUAAGUAUAUCUUGGAUAUAAUAGGUGAUAAGUUCUGUCAGUUAGUAACAUCUGAAAAAACAGCUUUGUCCUGGGUGAAGAAGGAUGCAAAAAUUGCCUGGAAAAGAGCAGUGAGAGGAGUCCGAGAGAUGUGUGACGCAUGUGAAGCAACAUUGUUUAACAUUCAUUGGGUCUGCCAAAAAUGUGGAUUUGUGGUCUGCUUGGAUUGUUACAAGGCCAAAGAGAGGAAGAGUUCUAGAGAUAAAGAACUGUAUGCUUGGAUGAAGUGUGUGAAGGGACAACCUCAUGAUCAUAAACAUUUAAUGCCAACUCAAAUUAUUCCUGGUUCUGUUUUGACAGAUCUUCUAGAUGCCAUGCACAUUCUUAGGGAAAAAUAUGGUAUUAAAUCCCAUUGUCAUUGUACUAACAAACAGAAUUUACAAGGUGGAAAUUUUCCUGCAAUGAAUGGUGUAUCUCAAGUUUUACAGAAUGUUCUUAACCACGGUAGUAAAAUUUCUCUCUGUGUACCGGAGUCUGAACAGCAGAAUAUACCUGAGAAGUCUGAGGCCAGUGGCAACAGCAGCCCAAGGAGUGAUGUCAGCACAGAGAGCAAGUUAACACCUCCAGAGUCCCAAUCACCAUUGCACUGGUUAGCAGAUCUUGCAGAACAAAAAGCCAGGGAGGAAAAAAAAGAAAAUAAAGAUUUUGACCUUGAUAAACAAAUUAAAGAAGGGCGAGAACAAGACAUCUCUGAUUCUCCAAAUGGCAGAACAUCAUCUCCUGUGUCUCAGAGUAAUGAACAAGGUUCAACUCUGCGGGAUUUGCUGACCACAACAGCUGGCAAAUUACGUGUGGGCUCUACAGACGCUGGCAUUGCCUUUGCUCCAGUGUAUUCAAUGGGAACUGCAAGUGGCAAAAGUGGACGGACUAUGCCCAACAUUCUGGAUGACAUCAUUGCUUCAGUUGUUGAAAACAAAAUUCCACCAAGUAAAUCCUCCAAGAUAAAUGUAAAACCAGAGCCUAAUGAAGAACCCAAAGAAAGCAGAAAGCCUGCUGUGAAUGAAAACAAUAAAUUAUAUAGUGAUAUACCACAUUCUUGGAUCUGUGAGAAGCAUAUUUUAUGGCUUAAGGAUUAUAAAAAUAGUAAUAAUUGGAAGCUUUUCAAAGAAUGUUGGAAACAAGGACAGCCUGCAGUGGUGUCCGGUGUACAUAAGAAAAUGAACAUAAGCUUGUGGAAGGCCGACUCCGUUAGCCUUGAUUUUGGAGAUCACCAGGCUGAUCUGUUGAACUGCAAAGACAGCAUUAUUUCAAAUGCCAAUGUUAAGGAAUUCUGGGAUGGUUUUGAAGAAGUUUCAAAACGACAGAAAAACAAAAGUGGGGAAACAGUUGUGUUAAAAUUGAAAGACUGCCCUUCAGGUGAAGACUUCAAGACUAUGAUGCCAGCAAGGUAUGAGGAUCUUUUAAAAUGCCUACCAUUACCAGAAUACUGUAACCCAGAAGGAAAGUUCAAUUUGGCCUCUCAUUUGCCGGGAUUUUUUGUGCGCCCUGAUUUGGGACCCAGAUUAUGCAGUGCCUAUGGUGUAGCUGCUGCUAAAGAUCAUGAUAUAGGAACAACAAAUCUCCACAUUGAGGUUUCUGAUGUUGUAAACAUUCUAGUCUAUGUUGGCAUAGCAAAAGGAAAUGGCAUUCUCUCAAAAUCAGGAAUACUCAAGAAAUUUGAGGAGGAAGAUUUGGACGACAUUUUAAGGAAACGAUUGAAGGACUCAACUGAAACACCUGGUGCUUUGUGGCAUAUUUAUGCUGGGAAGGAUGUUGACAAGAUAAGGGAAUUUCUUCAAAAGAUUUCAAAAGAACAAGGCCUUGAAGUUCCACCAGAACAUGAUCCAAUACGUGACCAAAGCUGGUAUGUAAACAGAAAGCUCCGCCAAAGGCUGCUUGAAGAGUAUGGAGUCAGAACUUGCACUCUGAUUCAGUUCCUUGGUGAUGCCAUUGUUUUGCCUGCAGGCGCACUACAUCAGGUACAGAAUUUUCACAGCUGUAUUCAGGUAACUGAAGACUUUGUGUCUCCAGAACAUCUAGUACAGUCAUUUCAUUUAACACAAGAGCUGAGGCUUUUGAAAGAAGAAAUCAAUUACGAUGAUAAGCUACAGGUUAAAAAUAUCUUAUAUCAUGCAGUCAAAGAAAUGGUGAGAGCUUUGAAGAUACAUGAAGAUGAAGUGGAGGAUAUGGAGGAAAAUUAAGUCUUGUCCAGUUUGAUAGUUUUAGACUGUUGAACUGGCAUUACUUAUUCUUGAAUGAGAGGAUGUAUGCACACUGACUUAAGCUUCAUAAAACCAUCAGUGCCAAGAAAUUCUCUUUGUAGUAAUUACUUGUUACUGACACCGCAGCAGUAUAGCAUUAUGUCACAGCUACUGUGAUUCAAUGUUAGUUAUAAAACAAGAUAAAUUGGGGGGAAAAAAACAGUCCUACAUAGCUGUUUUUGUAUUAUAGUGUAUAUGAUGUUUGUGAAAAUGCCAGAUUUAAAAUGAUGUAUUUAUUUUUGGUAAAAAAAAAAAUACUAAAUUCUAUGCUAUAUUGUUGAUCAAGUGUAAAUGUGACCUUGUACAGUUUACUAAAAUAACCAAUAUUUUUCACUACAUUGAGACAGUUACUGUGAGAAUAGGACACAAACACCAGCUAUUGCCUGCAUUUGGGAAAUUGCUGAAUCGCACAGCAGUCAUGUUGUAAUCAGAAAAUUACUGCCAAAUAACUGUAAAAUUUGUAAGAUAAAAAGUGUAUAACGUAGAUACUAAAUACAGACUCUUCAAUAUUUUGUUGAAGCUAUUGACUGUACAAUUAAACAUUUUCAGAAGGUGUAAUUUAUUUAAAAUUGUCUCAUUUUGGUAAAAUUUAUGUGAACUUUUAAAGCUAAAUAUUAAACUUAAUAUGCUAUGUAAAUAUAUACAUAUAUACAUUUAAUGAUGUAUUUUUUUAAAACAUUGGCUUGCUUUUGUUAAAGUGCAAGUGUUACAUAUGGCUUUGUACAUUAAAGUUGAAAGGGGUUUUACAUUUUCCAUUAAAAAGACUUUUAUCAAAAAUUGG